Molecule: messenger RNA, 1483 nt
Organism: Hordeum vulgare subsp. vulgare (domesticated barley)
Lineage: Eukaryota; Viridiplantae; Streptophyta; Magnoliopsida; Poales; Poaceae
Product: isopentenyl phosphate kinase
Exons: 12
Coding region: 122-1129 (335 amino acids)
Cellular component (GO): cytosol
Molecular function (GO): kinase activity
Source: RefSeq, a predicted model, not a curated record
CGAGGUCUGAACUUGGUCACGCUGAACUCUGAACUGAAGCGGUGCUCAGAUUCCCGAGCCCUCCGCUUUUCGGCCGUCGGUCAUCGGAGGAGGCUGCGCGAGGACGAGGAGAGGAGCUCCCAUGGCGGAGGCGGCACGGAAGCAGCGGAGCGCCGCCGCGCCCCGCCCCGUCCGCUGCAUCGUGAAGCUAGGCGGAGCGGCCAUCACGAACAAGGGGGAGCUGGAAAGCAUCGACGAGGAGAGCCUGCGGUCGGCGUGCGCGCAGCUGCGGCGGGCCAUGUCCGACGGCACCUCCCCGGAGAAGGUUAUGGGGAUGGACUGGAGCAGGAGGCCCGGCGAUCCGGCCGACCCGGUCGUGGACGCGGAGGGGUUCGCGGGCAUGGCGGGGCUGGGCCUCGACAGCAACUUCGUCGUCGUCCACGGCGCCGGUUCUUUUGGUCACUUCCAAGCAAGUAGAUCUGGAGUACAUAAAGGCGGGUUGCAUUCAACACUGGUGAAGGCUGGCUUUGUGGCUACAAGAAUUUCAGUGACUUCUCUCAACCAGGAAAUUGUUAGAGCCUUGGCAAGAGAAGGAAUACCGUCUGUUGGGAUAUCACCAUUUGCUUGUGGAUGGUCUACUCGGCAAAGAAAUGUUGAAUCAGCCGAUGCUUCUCAAAUCAUUGAGUCACUCCAUGCUGGCUUUGUCCCUGUUUUGCAUGGAGAUGCUGUUCUUGAUGAAUUGCUGGACUGCACCAUAUUGAGUGGGGACGUCAUCAUACGCCACCUUGCACAGCUUCUGAGUCCAAAAUAUGUCGUUUUUCUGACAGAUGUUCAUGGAGUAUAUGACCGUCCUCCAACUGACCCAAAUGCAGUACUUCUCAAAGAGAUAGAGGUAGAUGACAACGGAGGCUGGUCGAUUGUAAAACCUGCAUUACAAGGCAACAGAAACGGAGUGGAGAUAUCAGUAGCCGCACACGACACCACCGGAGGAAUGGAGACCAAAAUACUGGAAGCUGCCGCGAUAGCUAGGCUUGGAGUUGAUGUGUACAUUACAAAGGUUGAUACAGAGCACUCCCUGAGAGCCUUGAAGGGGGAUGUGAACGCAAGCUCAGACGAUUGGCUUGGAACUGUCAUACGCUCUGCCAAAUAGAGUUCUUGCCACAGAACAGAAGCAACACAUCUUUCUAAUGUCCUGUAGGGUUUGCCGAUGGGCUUUGAUGUUCGCCAGAUGAUAGUUUAGAGGUUUAUCCCUACUUGUUUUUUUCGAGAAAACGCAAAGGACCCUUUGUGUUUCGUUUCAUUGAAAAGAUGGAAAGUAGAAUCCUCCUAAGAGGCUGGUUAUACAUGGGUCGUGAGGUUUAUCCCUGCUGCUAUCAUUUUUUGGCUGAAUGUCACGCUAGUGUUGCGAGCAGUGUUAAUACCUCCAUCUAUCCGAGAACACGAAACCUUCCUUUGUGAUUUAUUACAGUACCUUUUUUUAUGAGAAAAUACAGUUGUUUUAUCA